UAGCAACCGGUAAAUAAAUUUAGGUUUUCAAACAAUUUCCAGAAAAAAUCAAAUAAACUGCGUCUCUAACAACGAUAACAAUAAAAUUCAAACGUCCACUAUGGAUAAACCCCAAAUGAUAGAACAUUUGCAUCAAGCUGUAAACUACACCGUGUAUGACACCAAAUGGAUACCCUGUUCGGCCAAAUUUGUGGUGUUGGGUUCAAAACCCAAUGGCCAGGGUAUAUUGGAGAUCUAUGAAUUGAAUGAGAAUAAAAUGGAAAAGGUCAAGACGGUGGAGAAAAAAUCUGCCUUUAAAUGUGGCACUUUUGGUGCAUCUUCGUUAAGGAAUCGGCAUAUGGCUAUAGGUGAUUUCCAGGGUAGACUGCAGGUUUUAGAUUUAGAACGUCCUGAGCUUCCGGUUUAUAAUGUAGAGGCUCAUUCUUCCAUUAUUAAUUGCAUAGAUGCUUUGGGCGGCAAACAAAUAGAUUGUGGUGCUCCGGAAAUUGUUACUGGCAGCCGUGAUGGCUCUGUAAAGGUGUGGGAUAUUAGACAGGGUAAUGCUCCGGUGGUAGAUAUGACGCCGGAUUCAACUCCGGGUGUAACGGGCUCCUUGAAUGUCAAAAGAGAUUGCUGGGCUGUGGCCAUAGGUGAUAGCUACAGCAAUGAGGAACGUUGUGUGGCCGCUGGCUAUGACAAUGGCGAUUUGAAGCUGUUUGAUUUGCGCCAACUCUCCGUGAGAUGGGAAACUUCUCUUAAGAAUGGUAUAUGUGGCAUAGAAUUUGAUCGCAAAGAUAUACCCAUGAAUAAAAUGGUGGUUACCACACUAGAAGGAGGCCUUUUGGUUUAUGAUAUGAGAACUCAGCAUCCUUCAAAGGGAUUCACUUGCCUGGAAGAACGUAACGCUGGUCGUUCGGUGGGUUCUAAUGGCGUUAUAACCGGCCCCAAAGCCACCGUUUGGUGUGCUAAACAUUUACCACAAAAUCGUGAUAUAUUUGUGACCUGCGGUGGCACAGGCUCUAUACGUUUAUGGAACUAUGAGUAUCCCGAGAAAAGAAGCAAAGAGGGCUUGGAUGGUUUUGGUGAGGGAGUGACGGGCUCUGUACAUAUGCUGCAUGCUUCUACAUUGUCUACACAACCCGUGCACUGUUUUGAUUGGCAUCCCGAUAAAAUGGGUUUGGCAGUGUGUGGAGCUUUUGAUCAGAGUGUCAGAGUAUUGGUGACAACUAAACUUAAUUUAUAUUAAUUUAUUAGUUAAACUGUUAACUAAACCAGUUUUGUAGAGUUUAUUGAGAAUAAAAAUGGAUUGCUGGUUAAAAUACAAAAGAAAAUUUAAAAGGCCCUAUAAACAAUUUGAAAAAAAUUUGUUGAUUUUUAUAAGAUUUUGUAGUUUGUUAAUUUAUCACCAACAAUUGUACUGUA
Calliphora vicina (urban bluebottle blowfly) is the source of this 1401-nucleotide messenger RNA. RefSeq names its product WD repeat domain 92 (gene Wdr92). The coding region runs from base 101 to 1225 and encodes 374 amino acids. The transcript has 2 exons. NCBI's taxonomy places the organism in Eukaryota, Metazoa, Arthropoda, Insecta, Diptera, Calliphoridae. Gene Ontology annotation, molecular function: ubiquitin binding. The record is from RefSeq and is a predicted model, not a curated record.